CUACAGGUGCGCAAAGGAUAUCUGAGGCCGGCUGCGUCGUCCCCGGUUUACACAACAGACCCGAGGCGAGGCGAAAGUAAUCUUUUCGCUGGUGGCCGACGAGGUACGGCUGCGUUUUCGGGUAUAAGAGGCGGUGCUGGACACAAAUGGUGGCUUGGAAAGGCCUCGAGCAGCCUAUAUUCUCUCUCUCUCUCUCUCUCUCUCCUGUUGGAACCGCUUGGUCGUGAGCGGUGAGGUGAGGAAAUGGACGGAGACAAAGCUUCCAGCUUGGAGGACCUCAGGAACGAGGCUGUUGAUCUGGAAAGAAUUCCCAUAGAAGAAGUGUUCGAGCAGCUCCGAUGUACCAAAGAGGGUCUGACGUCGGAGGAGGGAGCCAACCGGAUUCAGAUCUUUGGGCAAAACAAGCUCGAAGAGAAGAAGGAAAGCAAAGUCCUCAAGUUUCUCGGGUUCAUGUGGAACCCCCUCUCGUGGGUCAUGGAGAUGGCCGCCAUCAUGGCCAUUGCCCUCGCCAACGGUGGAGGGAAGCCCCCGGACUGGGAAGACUUCGUCGGAAUUGUCAUUCUGCUGGUCAUCAACUCCACCAUAUCCUUCAUCGAAGAGAACAACGCCGGGAACGCCGCCGCUGCUCUCAUGGCUCGUCUGGCUCCGAAAACAAAGGUGCUCAGAGAUGGCACCUGGUGCGAGCAGGACGCCGCAAUUCUGGUGCCCGGAGACAUCAUCAGCAUCAAACUGGGAGAUAUCAUCCCGGCCGACGCGCGCCUGCUCGAGGGAGACCCGUUGAAGAUCGAUCAGUCUGCUCUCACCGGAGAAUCCCUCCCCGUCACGAAGAAUCCCGGAGACGAGGUGUACUCCGGUUCAACUUGCAAGCAAGGCGAGAUUGAGGCCGUCGUCAUUGCCACCGGCGUGCACUCCUUCUUCGGCAAGGCAGCUCACCUGGUGGACAGCACCAACCAGGUCGGCCACUUCCAAAAGGUCCUGACAUCCAUCGGAAACUUCUGCAUCUGCUCCAUCGCGAUCGGCAUCGUCAUCGAGAUCAUCGUCAUGUACCCGAUCCAGCACAGGUCGUACCGGGAUGGGAUCGACAACCUGUUGGUCCUCCUGAUCGGAGGAAUUCCGAUCGCCAUGCCCACCGUCUUGUCCGUCACCAUGGCCAUCGGGUCGCAUAAGCUGUCCCAACAAGGCGCCAUCACAAAGAGGAUGACUGCCAUCGAGGAAAUGGCUGGAAUGGAUGUCCUCUGCAGCGACAAAACCGGCACGCUCACCCUCAACAAGCUCAGCGUCGACAAGAGCCUGAUCGAAGUGUUCGCGAAAGGUGUCGAUAAAGAUCACGUGGUCUUACUGGCCGCGAGAGCGUCGAGGACGGAGAAUCAGGACGCCAUCGAUGCUGCCAUGGUCGGCAUGCUUUCAGACCCAAAGGAGGCAAGAGCAGGAAUCCGGGAAGUGCACUUCUUUCCCUUCAAUCCUGUUGACAAGAGAACAGCGCUGACUUACGUUGAUGAGGACGACAAUUGGCAUCGUGUCAGCAAAGGCGCUCCUGAGCAGAUCAUGAACCUCUGCAACUGCAAGGAGGACGUCCGGAAAAGAGUUCACACGGUGAUCGACAAGUUCGCAGAACGCGGGCUUCGAUCGUUGGGCGUGGCAAGACAGGAAGUCCCUGAGAGGAGCAAAGAGAGUCAUGGUGGCCCAUGGCAAUUCGUCGGCUUACUGCCUCUCUUCGAUCCCCCGAGGCAUGACAGCGCCGAGACCAUUCGGAAGGCUCUCGACCUCGGCGUCAACGUGAAGAUGAUCACUGGUGAUCAACUAGCGAUAGCGAAGGAGACAGGGCGAAGGCUUGGGAUGGGCACCAACAUGUAUCCUUCCUCUUCACUGCUCGGGCAGCACAAGGAUGAGACGCUCGCUGCACUUCCGGUGGACGAAUUGAUCGAGAAGGCUGAUGGAUUUGCAGGAGUUUUCCCAGAGCACAAGUACGAAAUCGUGAGGAAGUUGCAAGAAAGGAAGCACAUAUGUGGGAUGACAGGAGACGGCGUGAACGAUGCUCCGGCCCUGAAGAAGGCUGACAUAGGUAUCGCGGUUUCUGAUGCCACGGAUGCAGCAAGAAGUGCUUCCGACAUCGUUCUUACUGAACCUGGCCUCAGUGUCAUCAUCAGUGCAGUUCUCACCAGCAGAGCCAUCUUCCAGAGGAUGAAGAACUAUACGAUCUACGCUGUUUCGAUUACCAUUCGUAUCGUACUUGGUUUCAUGCUUAUUGCGCUGAUAUGGAAAUUCGACUUCUCCCCCUUCAUGGUUCUGAUCAUUGCCAUACUGAAUGACGGAACCAUCAUGACGAUCUCUAAAGACCGUGUGAAGCCAUCUCCAUUGCCGGACAGUUGGAAGCUGAAAGAGAUAUUUGCCACCGGCAUCGUGCUGGGGACUUACUUGGCCUUGAUGACUGUCCUCUUCUUCUGGGCCAUGAAAGAGACCGACUUCUUCUCGGAUAAGUUCCAUGUUCGAUCGCUGAGAGAGAGAGACCACGAGAUGAUGGCGGCUCUGUACCUGCAAGUCAGCAUCAUCAGCCAGGCCCUCAUCUUUGUCACCCGCUCUCGCAGUUGGUCCUUCCUCGAGCGCCCCGGACUUCUACUGUGCGGUGCCUUUGUGGUAGCUCAACUGGUUGCGACUCUGAUAGCUGUUUACGCCAACUGGGGCUUUGCAAAGAUCAAAGGCUGUGGGUGGGGAUGGGCGGGAAUCAUAUGGCUCUACAGCUUCAUCACCUUCAUCCCACUCGACUGGAUUAAGUUCUCGAUACGCUACAUUCUAAGUGGAAAGGCCUGGGACUCCCUGUUUGAGCGGAGGACUGCCUUCACCACGAAGAAGGAUUAUGGAAGAGAGGAGAGGGAAGCUCAGUGGGCAAUCGCUCAGCGAACACUGCACGGCCUCCAGCCUCCUGAGACGACAAACCUAUUCUCCGACAAGAGCAGCUACCGCGAGCUCUCCGAGAUCGCUGAGAAGGCCAAACGACGAGCUGAGAUCGCGAGGCUGAGAGAGCUGCACACUCUCAAAGGUCAUGUGGAAUCAGUGGUCAAGUUGAAGGGGCUUGACAUCGACUCCAUCCAACAGCAUUACACGGUUUAGAAGCACCGCAUCGCAUAGCUGAUGGCUUCAUGGAAAUGCUGUUACAGUCCACGGUUGAUCCCAAUUGGCUGCUUGAUUGUAUUUCCUAAAGCAAUAAAACUACUGCUUUGAGACA
Messenger RNA from Musa acuminata AAA Group (dessert banana), 3223 nucleotides. RefSeq names its product plasma membrane ATPase-like. Lineage: Eukaryota; Viridiplantae; Streptophyta; Magnoliopsida; Zingiberales; Musaceae. The record is from RefSeq and is a predicted model, not a curated record. The transcript is spliced from 16 exons. Gene Ontology annotation, molecular function: ATP binding; P-type proton-exporting transporter activity; ATP hydrolysis activity. Bases 244 to 3108 code for a protein of 954 amino acids. Gene Ontology annotation, cellular component: plasma membrane. Gene Ontology annotation, biological process: proton export across plasma membrane; regulation of intracellular pH.